GAAACCAUGGCCUUGUUCUGAAGGACAGAACCAGUUGACACGGCUAGCUAUUCACUUGAUAAGCAAGUGGGACAAAGCGCUACAAAGUUUUGACGCGGAAACAGCAGCAUCAUGAGCAAAAACGAUCCAAAUCACAUCAAGAGGCCCAUGAAUGCUUUCAUGGUUUGGUCAAAGCAGAAGAGAAAAGAAAUGGCCAAGGAGAACCCGAAGAUGCACAAUUCGGAAAUCAGCAAAGUUCUAGGAGCGCAGUGGAAACUAAUGAAGGACCACGACAAACGACCUUACCAAGAAGAGGCCAAGCGACUGCAAGAGAAACAUAGUCAGGAGCACCCUGACUACAAGUACAAGCCAAGACGGAGGAAACAAAAGCAACUAAUGAAGAAAUCGACGUAUUCGUUUCCAUACGCGGGCGCGGAGCCUGCAGUCCAUGCUGCCGCCAUGAAAUUAACGGCGUAUCCGCCUACAAUGGCACCCGAGACCAUGUAUCCGCAAUACUAUCAGAUGCCUCAACACGCCACUUAUCCAAUGUAUGAUAUGGCUGCGGUACACGCUCAGAGACAAACUCACGGUUUUCCACCGCCGCCUCCGAGUCAUACUAACAGCGUGCAUGAUUUACCAUAUUCAGUUCGUCCGACUGAAAUGAUGGUUUCUCCAACGGGACCUCACGGACACACGGCGAGUCAUCUUUACAGCAGCGCUAUGGAACCGGGACCCACAACAAGCGCCGUCUCGGCGUUUUCUUCCGCGGCGUCCUUUGCACAGAACAUUCAUACUCAGCAAGUGACAGAAUCCAGCUCGUCCUAUCCACAACUGUAUACACAACGGCAUGUAUAGGUUUGACUGAUUAAUGAUUACCAUGUGUAUCUAACGGUACAAAAAGACAGCUUAUCUUACAAUUCAUGUGUCAAAAAAGAAUUUUGCCAACACUUGACAUUCAAUUAUUAGCUAAGUUUAUAUUUACUUUUCUGCGAGAAACGAUUGUAAACACCUCGAGUUUAUAGGAUUAUAACGUUACGCUUUUGACUUGCGAUCCAUACAUCGCAAAAUGUUUCACGGAGUUUAUUGAUGAAGACUAAAACCACAGCCAGGGGAGGUUAGCCAAGAUAACAAAUUGAAUAAACCUGUGUCCGCUCUAUUCAAUUUGGACAGAAAAUUAUUUUGAUCAUUUAUUUUCUUAUCUAAAUAAUUUAGAGUUUGCACGCUCCUAGCAGCCACAACGGCAAUAAUCGAGCGAGUGGCUCUUUGUUUGAUUUAUUUAUUCAAGGUUUUCACACCUAAAUCAAAGAUGGCGAUGAAGCUUGGUCGCUCACUGUCCAUCGCUGAGAGUUCUUUCGAACGCAGAGAUGAAUUUGUGUUCUGUACUGUUUAAACGGCGACUAAUCAUGCAGGAGUGAAAAUUGGAUUUCGUUUUUUUUUUUGGUGAUCAUACAAACUACAUGCUGGCACUAAACACGUUUGAGUGUUAUCGCACUAAUAAAGUAUGAAUAUUCUGUUA
Messenger RNA from Orbicella faveolata, 1495 nucleotides. RefSeq lists its product as uncharacterized. Gene Ontology annotation, cellular component: nucleus. Gene Ontology annotation, biological process: negative regulation of transcription by RNA polymerase II; brain development; positive regulation of transcription by RNA polymerase II. Gene Ontology annotation, molecular function: DNA-binding transcription activator activity, RNA polymerase II-specific; RNA polymerase II cis-regulatory region sequence-specific DNA binding. The record is from RefSeq and is a predicted model, not a curated record. NCBI's taxonomy places the organism in Eukaryota, Metazoa, Cnidaria, Anthozoa, Scleractinia, Merulinidae.